Messenger RNA from Danaus plexippus (monarch butterfly), 8862 nucleotides. Its product is annotated as hippocampus abundant transcript 1 protein. Gene Ontology annotation, biological process: transmembrane transport. Gene Ontology annotation, molecular function: transmembrane transporter activity. The record is from RefSeq and is a predicted model, not a curated record. Gene Ontology annotation, cellular component: membrane. Lineage: Eukaryota; Metazoa; Arthropoda; Insecta; Lepidoptera; Nymphalidae. The transcript has a single exon. The coding region runs from base 143 to 1594 and encodes 483 amino acids.
CAAUUUCAUUUCAGUGAUUUUUUGACGUUGCUGAUACUUGCUCGGUUUUACCAAGUUUUAUCAAUGUAGUGCUUAGGCUUUUCAAUAUGUCUCUAAAUCUAAUAUAAGUAGUUAUUAGGAUUAUAAACGAAUUCACUUUUAAAUGACGCCCACGAAAACUACAAAAACUGAAGUAGAAAUGGUGAUACGGAAUAGAAAAACUGUUAUGAAAGACGGGAUAAUGACAAUGUCGGGCAUCGGGGAACCCUCGGUGUUCCACGCUUUAGUGGUAAUAUUUUUGGAGUUCUUCGCGUGGGGAUUACUCACGAUGCCAAUAAUAUCUGUCCUGAACGCCACGUUUCCAGAUCAUACGUUUUUGAUGAACGGGCUUAUAAUGGGAAUAAAAGGAAUUUUGUCCUUUUUAUCCGCUCCUCUUAUCGGAGCCUUAUCUGACGUGUGGGGAAGAAAGUUUUUCCUUUUGGUAACAGUAUUUUUUACCUGUGCACCUAUACCACUGAUGACCAUUAACACAUGGUGGUUCUUUGCGAUGAUAAGUAUAAGUGGAGUGUUUGCUGUGACCUUCUCGAUUGUAUUCGCAUACGUAGCCGAUGUCACCACCGAGGCUGAGCGGUCUCGCGCCUAUGGUCUCGUGUCCGCCACCUUCGCCGCAAGUAUGGUCAUAUCACCUGCGUUAGGAGCUUACCUUAUGGAUUUGUAUGGAGAGGCUCUCGUCGUUGCGGCUGCCACUGCAGUAGCAGUGCUGGACGUCUUCUUCAUCAUGGUUGCAGUUCCUGAAAGUCUUCCAGAGAAAGUACGACCUAGUGGCUGGGGUGCCAACAUAAGCUGGGAACAGGCAGACCCAUUUGCUGCUCUCAGGAAAGUUGGUGCAGAACGCACAGUGCUUAUGUUGUGUGUUGCAGUGUUCCUAUCCUAUCUGCCAGAAGCCGGACAGUAUUCAUGCAUAUUUGUAUAUUUGAAGCUAGUGAUGGGUUUUGGUGUAGUGCAGGUGGCGAUCUUUAUUGCAAUAGUUGGUGUACUCAGUAUUGCUGUGCAAGUGGUACUUGGAUUUUUAAUGAAAUCUCUUGGUGCAAAGCACACAAUUAUGCUUGGACUUUUGUUUGAAAUGAUGCAACUUAUGUGGUAUGGAUUUGGGAGUCGCACUUGGAUGAUGUGGGCCGCUGGAGUCCUCGCCGCUUUAGGGUCUCUCACAUAUCCAGCCAUCAGUGCAUAUGUGUCUGUAAAUAGCCGAGCAGACAGGCAGGGUGUAGUGCAAGGCAUGGUAACUGGAGUUAGAGGACUCUGCAAUGGCCUUGGUCCGGCUAUGUUUGGUGUUAUAUUCUACCUAUUCCAUGUUGAUCUUAAUGAAGAACACGCAGUACCAGGAAUAAAUACUCGACCAGACGAUGAAAAGUAUGUGCGAUUGGUGCCCGGUCCACCAUUUGUCUUGGGGGCUCUUCUUGUUAUAUGUGCACUGCUUGUGGCCGCUUUCCUGCCUGAAGAUGGAACAGUGGGACCUCGAAGGUCUUCCCCCGAUCUACGGUUCGAAGUGGAGCACGGCCGCCGCGUGGCAGGUCCCCUGUCCCCCUUGAUGGCCCCUGAAUCUGCAGCUCUCUAGCAAGCGGCCAAGGCCGGCAGGGCCGCCAGUGUUUAGGAGCGAGAGCUGUGGAUGAUACAGCUCCAAGGUGAUUGCAUUUACGAAGGUACCAAAGCGAACUCAGUGAUCAAAGUGAGUCCCCAUUUCUAUGAUUGCACCAACAUUCCUGCAUACCAUCUGUUUCUGCCUAAUGCUCACGUUUUUAAUUUUGAUAUACUUAUUUUUGUAAUAACUUCCUGGCUCCAAAGAGCAUGUACAUAAAUGUAAUAUUUAAAUAAAAUCAUUAGGUUGUCUUAUGAUCCUCUGUUUCAUGACCGACUUGAGCAUCACACAAAGAGUUUAAAACCUGCUUAGAGGGUAAUCAUAUCUUUAGUUACUGUGGACCGCGGCUUUGCACAUAAUAUGACCACUCAAAUAUGGCUUGAGUGUAACUGAACCAUCGGUACAAAAUAUUAAAAUGUUUGUUCCUUAUUGUUGCCAACAACACUAGAAGCUAAUUUGUUUUGACCUAACAUUAAGACGACCCAAAUCUCAGUACUGAUGAUGUGCUAUAGAGGAAUCAAGUAGAUGCUGCAUCAUUUAAAGGCUUGUAGCAAAAUAAUUUUCCCAUCACACGGAUACAACAGCACUCUGAUUAUUGAUGUGCAUUGUGUAUUGUCUUGUCUGACUUUUUCAAGUAGAUUGUGUCUAGACCUUCACCUUGACAGAAAAUUUAUUAAACUGCAAAUGGGGCAUGAUGCCGACUUGGAAAUAACGGUCUUUUGUGCAUAGGAAUUUUUUAUAACUUUUUUCUACAACAAACAAUAUCGGAUGCUUACAACAUUAUUCCGCCCAGGCUAGGGAUUUUAUGGACUAUUGUGAUGUAAUUGAUCGCCAUUUUUAUAGUUCUUGAUAAAUUAAUUUGUAACGCCUUGCCAUCUUUGCUAAACAUACUAGUGAAAACAAAAUAUUCCAGUAUUUUCACAUUUAUUGUGUCGAUUAAAAUUACAGCUCAUAAUGACGUCACAAUAUUGAUUUUAUAUAAUCGGCACUCAGCAAUAUGACAAUGAAAGUCAUAGUUAUACAGACGCUUAUUCCUUGGACGAUUAAAAUAAUGGAAAAGACAACGUGUCUAUUAUUAGGAAUACGAUAACUUUCAUUAAUCUAGGACACGCCGCGUCUCCAGCCGGCGCGGAGCGUCCUCGCAGACGUGUAUUAAUAUUACGUAACGUGUAGUUACAGUUGCGGUUAAAUAUUACUAAAUAUUUGUAGUACAAACUAAAUCGACUUCCUGGAGAGUGUAGUGUAUGACAGCGUGAGCAGUGAGUCAGUUGCGUUUCCUCGCUUGUUAUCAAACGACCUUAUUUGUAGCAAGUACUUGCGACUGAUGAAAUUAUUGAUAAAUGUUGUUAGUCAUCACCUGGCGACUGUUUUCCUUCACAGAGGAACGUCACAAGAACGACGAGUAUUAUUUAUUUUAAUUUGUACAUGAAAAUAUUUAAAUGUGUUUUUAUCGAUACAAACCAUUGAGACAUCGUUCAAUCACACUCUUCAUUGACGUGUCGUCAUGUUUCUAAUAUCGUACGGCUGAAAUUUUGUUGGAGACAUUCUGUGUCGAUUAUAAACUAUAAAAAUCAAUUAGUUUCCAGUCGAUGGUUUCAUGAGUCGUUGAGGAAAUCCGUAUGUUUGUUUAAGGCCAGAUGUAAAAUUCUUUCAGCGAGUUCCGAACUCGCCGUCUGGAUGCGAAAGAAAAAUAUUAUCGAAACAAUUUUUUACAACAAAGCGGGUGCUCUCUAAUAUAUUUUUGCCAAAAAAUAAAUUCUCAUAGAGAUAUAUUACCGUUAAAUAAUAAUUGAAACAUAUCAUUUAUAAUAUUCAAGUAAUGCUGGAAAACGAUAGAUUUUUUAUUAGUAAAGAAGUCUUAUGCGAUUUUCAUAGUUUUCGGCGUUGAUUUCAUAUUUGUCAUAUUAAAACCUUCAAUAAACCUGCAAUCUUUCAAGGCGCCUGAUCGAUACUUUUCGUUACUUCAAACCGUUCAACCCGUGACGCCGAGUGGCUUAUAAAUAGUUCCAUUCACUUGGGUUUCAUCAUCAUCUCUGUUCGUUGCUGGCGGAGGGUUAAGAACUCUGACUCACGUAUUGUUUAUAUUUUAUAAUGCUAUUUUUAUCAAGUAUUUGUAUUGUUCAGGCAACUGCUUUAAAACGCAGCAUAGUGUCCAGUAGUUACUUGAUGUGCCGAUCAAAGAAGUUACAUUAUAAUUACUUAAAUAUUAAAACAACCUACAUUAUAUAAAUUACGAUAAAAAGCAUCAUUUUCUUUGUCGCACCGUUUCAAAUGUCUAUUCUCGGCUCUCCGGAUCGGGCUCCAAGACAUUUUACCCUGAGUGUCCUCGUGACGAGUGCUUAGCGUUUUAAGAGACGCAGACAGUACAAUAAAAAAAACCAACACCUCAAUUGUUUUGUACGUUUGAAAAUGUUAAGAAUCCUUCAGAUCUGACCUUAGUAACACUUAAUAUUUAAUGAAAUCUGCCUCACAAACUCUGCGUUAAAAAAUCACGUAUAAAACAUUAUAAAUAAAAUUAAUUGAGUUUUUCUUUAAAUUGCUUCAAAAACUAAUCACAACAAUAUAGAAGUUUCUAGUCAUUGAUAUCCAUAAUGGGAACUACAGAAAUACAUAAAUAUAAUGAAAAGUGAAAUAAAAUCUGCUCGGUCUGGAGGUAGACUCUGUUUCGAUCGGCGAUCCGAGCGGCCCUCGUCACUGUCAGUGCCUGACGCGAAUAUGUAAACAGUGAAUCGGUCGCCACUAUGGAAAUAUAUUUGCAAGGUUAUUUUAUACGUCUGAUUCAGAACGAACUAUUAACGAACGGUUUUAGUUUUAACUUGAAACCGAUCGUAGCAAUAAUAAUCGCAUCUCGUGAUUACCAUUUAUCGGUAAAGAUGAUACAGCUGAUAGUGACUUGUCUGAAGUUUACAUUUAUAGGACAGUAUUGAGCGCCACAGAUGAUGUCAAUUUCGUAAUACGAGACAGUUGUGACCUCAUCCUUAUUUAAAACUCGUUAUGCCAAUGUCAACAUGCUGACUGACUGAUAUUGUUUUAGAAAAAAAUACGAUUUUGUUAUUUUCGUCCAUAUAUAUUGCAUGAAGUCAUUGCACCCUACGACUUGAAACAACAUAUUUGCGUAUUUGUUCCAAACCGGUUUACAGCAAAGGAGAGAAUUUAAAUAAAAAGCAAAAUCAUCACUCGAGAGCUUCGCGUAUACUCCAUACGUUAUCGGUCUUAACAUUAUCACGUAUAAUUAAAAAAAUAAUAAAAAAACCGCAACAAACAAACAAUUUAAAACUUUAAUUAACACAUUCCUGUUUUUGCUGCAGCAGCGGGUACGAAUAAGUUAAGUCUCUUCUGAUGACUUGUACAUUGUUGUCGUUAGUUUCGAUUUGGUGGCGCCACUGUCACGGGCAGAUUAAAAAAAACAUUUUCGUCUCAAUGAGGUCUGAUUCAUAUAAUUUCUAUUUUGUAAAUCCAUGUAACUUGCGUAAGCUAUCCGAUUAACGCAUUUUAAUUUUAUGUUCAAUAGUUAAUGGCGAGGGAUUUACAGUUGCAGGAUAGUAAUUAAAAACUAAACAAUAAUUUAAUGUUUUCAUAAAAUCGCGUAAUAAACACACACAAACGGCCACUGCAGCACAUGUAAAAAUGUGAAACAAAUAGAACAUUAAACAUUAAUUGAUUAAAAUUAUUCUCAAGCUAUUAGAUUCAGAAGUCGUCACCCUCAGUCCUUAGUGCCGCAAUGGCGACGCAUGGCCGAGCGCCGACUCGUGAAGAAACUUAUGAUAUAUUGUAAAUUUAUUCACUAUGAUUUACUUCCUUUCUCGUUUCGUGUUUGUCUUAAUUAUAUUGUAUUAUUUUUUUACUUCAAGACUUUAGUAAACCUUUUUACCUUGAAUUGACUCUUCAUUUUAACAAAUGGAUCACAAUUAAAUAUUUAAUCAAACGUUUUAUCAGAAACAAUUACUUCCUGAUGUUACAUACUGGUGGAAUAAUAAAUAAUGACAGAGUAUUUUUUCUUAAUGCUUACAUAGAUGAAGUAGUUUGCGGGGGUGUCAGAAAGUCCCUUUGUUAUUAUUCCAGUGUGCAUUUCUUCCAGCUGGAACGUCUCCCCCCCUCCGGGAGGUUCGGGGGUAGGAGUGAACAAUAACGUUUUGGAACCAUUCUUUUGUAAAAACUAGAAAGUACCUACUGUAUAUAAAAAUCAAUACUCUUACAUUAUUUAAUAAUAAAUGUUAGUAUGAUUAUAUCAUAUUAAAAAUGCUGCUUUAGCAAUCUAUGAACAUGCUCAAUUAAAAAUAAAUCUACUUAGUAAAGUCGCGUCUGUUGACUGACAAUACUUCACUUUAGGAAUGUUUAAUGUAUUAAACAAUUUUAAUAGCCACGUUUUAGCGAGAUAAGAAAAUGUCAUGUAACUCGUUUUCUAAUAAACUUACUACUGCGGAAUAAUUAAACAUUUUUUUUUAUAGACACUAACAAAAUUUAUGUUACGGGAGUGCGACAUCUAAAAUAGGUGAAUAUCAUUAUUCAAUCUACCUGUUCAUCUGCUAGUAAAUUUAUAAAAAAUAAAGUAAAAAUGUUGAUACCUAUCGCAUGGCUGGUACUAAAUUGGAAUGAUGCCAAUGAACUAUAUUCCAGCGCACAUAUUAUAGUAGGUUCAGUAGCGCCAACCAAACCCCUCAGCGGCGGCCAAGACUGGUGUCGAGUUUCUAAAUUCAUCAUCAUCAUCAUCAUCAUCAUCUAUAUUCAGGUGUUGGAUGAUUGUGACCGUCUUAUAAAUCAAAAGAUAAGUAUCUAAUAGAUUAUUUCAUUUGUUCACACAGUAACGAGGAGAAUUGUUUUCCGAUUUUUUUGUAUCCAGCUCCGCCGAGAACAAUCGCUGACUUUGUAAUUCAUAGUUUCUUUUUCUCAUUCGUCGCCGCCGGCUGGAGUAGAUUUCGUAUGACAAAUCUCCACAACACGCUGCUGUGACCGAUAUUGUUUUACAAAUUCAAUAACGUUCGAGUUUUAAAAAGGAGUGUGUAACAAAUAGAACACUCAGGCUAAUUGAAUGUAACGCUGUCGAUUUGUCAAAAUUUCCGAGGCACGUAAUUAUUCACACAGCAUGAACAACCUUGAGCUUGUUACGUCUCGGCUGUUUAUUUGUGUAGGUAUUCUUAUAAUCAGUCUUAUAACAACUUGUAACUUACAGACAGUUUUUAAUAUUAAACGAGACAAUAGCAUGCUAUAUUACCGGCUACACGUGGUUCACAGUGAGGUGGUGUUUAAAAUUUAUUGCAUAUGCAAAAAUAUUUUUAUAAGACAAAUAAUUUUACUAGCAACAUCAAUUAUACGAUCGUACAGACGGCCGAGUCGUGAUGUAAUUAAUAACAACGAAUUUAAACAUUUCACCAAUAGAUCCGAAACAAAACAAUUGAUUACUAUAACAAAACAACUUUCCAAGGACAAUAACAUAUUUUGUUUACCGCGUGAAGUCAUUGUUAUAUAUGUGCAGGUUUGCUCCAAUGAUUUCGGGAUGGACUAAUUGAAAUGUCAAAUGAUAAGUGAUGCACAGUUAUAAUGGAAACUCCGUUAUUGUGUGAUGCGAAAUGAGAUUUAAAGAGACGAGCGCUUCUUGUCUUUUGUCUUGAGUUGUCACUGUUGUGACUGUGCGAGUGAGAUGGAUGUCGCGAAUUUAUUAUUGUUUUACUUUAACGGGAGACUAAGAUUUGUAUGUUGUUUUAUAAGCUGUACUUUAUGUUGUCUAGGCUAAGCUAUUAAACAUUGUACGAUAAAUAAUUACUAAAUGUAAAAUUAACUUAUCGUAACGUAUUAUUAGUUAUAAAAUAUAUUGAAUAACUCGCUUGAAGUCCCAUUCUGAAGUGUUUUUUAAUUUGUUAGGGCCGACUUCACGUGUUGCUGAUGUGUUCUUUGUAAUAAUCUAUGAGAAGGGUUCGCCCUUAAACAGUGGCACAACACAUUCAAUGCUUUACUUUGAGUUGUCAAUGUCAAGUACCCAUCAGAGAAUUGUCCUUGGGAACGUGUGAAACUGGCCCUAUAUUUUGUGAAGUGUGUUUCAUAUUAUUUAAUUAAUUUUGUAAAUACAUUCUGUAAGAUAAAAUCAUUGUUUCUCCUUAGUCAUAAGUGUUGAAUCGUUCACAUUCUAUUUGUGUUGAGAUGUUUCGCGGGAUUCAUUACUAAAACCUAAGCUACUUUUAUUAUAUCAAUAUGUACUAAGGAUAGGUGCCUGAGCAGAUGUAUUGAAUAGAUUUGUAAUAUAAACUAUGUAGAAUGUAGGGAUACAGAAGAGAGCACUAAAAGUAUUUUUGUUAACGUUACGUGCGACAUAUCUAAAAGGAUAUUUUUUUUGCAAAUUUGUUUUAUGUUGGCAGUGCACUAUUGUAGAAGACUGCGUCGUAGUUGCGCGCCGGCCGCCGGUAGGUCGGUAGCCCGGGGACAGUUUUACGAUAAGUUUCGUAUCGCCAAUGUAGCCUAGCGAAUAAAUAGCGACUAGUGAAUAUAAUUCUAAAUGUAGCCAUCUCGGUUGGUAAUUGUCGGGCAUAGUGUGUGGUCAAUUAACUAACAUUGAAGCACAAAACACGGGAAAUAAUUUGUGUCAACUGGACUUUAAAAUUAAUUGUAUUUUAAAAACAUUUUAAAUAUUACGGAGUUGAUAUUUGGGACCAUUCACUUGUUUUCAGGAAACGGCUAUUGUUUGUGUCAGUGUAAUCUAGUUUUGUAUUUUACCCGUUCAAUGUCCGAACCAGUUGACAUCUCCCGCCAUCAGCGCCAUUUUGUACAUCUAGAGUCUAGACUGUUGACUGUAGACUUAUCAGAUUUCUUACGAGUGAGAUAUUUAUUUUAUUUAAAGUAUUUUACUGCUAAAUUGGAAUAAAGGUAUAUUUUAAUAUAAUAGUACAAGUUUUUAUGUGAUACGACGUUUGCAAGGUUUGAAUAAAAAUAUUUGUGAUUUAAGUUUUAAAUGGAGAAUACAGUAUUGUUGAAUUAUUAUGAAUCACUUGAAUGUUACAUUUACGACGGUUCCUUCACAUCUGUUAUCACACAAAGUUCACAUUACUGUGCAAACCUGAUUCCACGGAAGGGGGAAUUUUCUUAGAAAAGAGACACUGUGAUUGUAGUUUGGAAACGGAGAUUUGUUAAAUCAUUGGUUUAAAUCGCCGAAACUCUUCAUAACUUGUAUAUAGAAGAGGCGACGGCUAUUUAAAUCAUUGGUUGAUCACUAUUAUGUGCUUCUAUGUUGAAACAUUAAUAAAUCUGAUUGUAGUCGA